Dromiciops gliroides (monito del monte) is the source of this 540-nucleotide messenger RNA. RefSeq names its product interleukin 24 (gene IL24). The coding region runs from base 1 to 540 and encodes 179 amino acids. The transcript is spliced from 5 exons. NCBI's taxonomy places the organism in Eukaryota, Metazoa, Chordata, Mammalia, Microbiotheria, Microbiotheriidae. The record is from RefSeq and is a predicted model, not a curated record.
AUGCAGGUGACUGUCUUCCCUUCCCUGUUUCUGCUCAUCUUUCUCUGGAGCACAGAACUGGGAGCCAAGAGUCAAGAAUUCCAACUUGGAGACUGUCUGGUACCAAAAACAAUUCUUCAAAACUUAUGGGGAGCCUUCCAGGAUAUUAGGAACAUUGUGCAAACUUUGGACCACAACACAGACACCCAGCUGCUGCAACAGGACUUUUUCCAGAAUGCUUCGUGGGCUGAAAUCUGUCACCUCAACUAUUCCCUGCUGAGUUUUUAUUUGAGCAACAUUUUCAAUAAGUAUGACACAAAGGCAGUGAAACUUGGAAUCAGCAAACCACUCUCUACUUUGAGAAACAACUUCUUAGACCUCCAGAAGAAACUCCAGCAUUGUAAGGAAAAGGGGAUGUUUUCUUUAAGUAAGAGUUCCCAAAGGAAGUUUCAGCUAUUCCGGCAGGAAUUUAAAAAGUUGAAUCCGGAUGAAAGGCUGACAAAGGCCCUAGGAGAAGUGGACAUUCUCUUAACCUGGAUAGAAAAAGCCUUUCAGCCAUGA